Molecule: messenger RNA, 858 nt
Organism: Coregonus sp. 'balchen'
Lineage: Eukaryota; Metazoa; Chordata; Actinopteri; Salmoniformes; Salmonidae
Source: the annotation of a GenBank genome assembly
GAGUAUGAUGCCCAAGGCCUUGGAUGGCCAGGUCGUCGUGGAGAAGACACCGCGUUAUUUUGUUACCGUGGAGACCCCGGGACGUGUACACUCCAUGUCGCGUGACGUGAAGCUGAUUGUGGUGGUCCGAGACCCUGUGACCCGGGCCGUCUCUGACUACACCCAGAUCAUCUCCAAGACCCCCCACAUCCCCACCUUCGAGACACUCGCCUUCAAGAACCGCACCAAUGGUCAGAAUUAUAGUGAUGCAUUUUUAUUUGUAUAGGCCUAUGAAUAAAGGAAUGAAUUAAUGGAUGGUUGGAUGGAUGAAUGCAUGAAUGAAUGAAUUAAUUCAUUGAUGAAUGAAUGACACAAAAACAUAGUUUUUCCCUAAUCAAAUGCAGUACCCACACAAAGACUCUAUUCUUCAGUCCUGUCUUCAGUCCUCCAUUCUAAGUCUAAAACCAGUAACUGUAUCUUGUCUUGGUCCCAGGUGAGAUAGACUCUCUGUGGAGCCCUCUGUGGAUUGGACUGUACGCCCAGCACCUGGAGCGCUGGCUGGCCUGGUUCCCCCGAGCCCAGAUCCAUCUGGUCAGUGGGGAGGGCCUCAUCUCCGACCCAGCUGGAGAACUAGGAAAGGUCCAGGACUUUCUGGGCCUACAGAGGAUUGUGACGGACAAGCACUUCUACUUCAAUAAGACUAAAGGUUUCCCCUGCCUGAAGAAACCGGAGGGCAGCAGCAAGCCCCACUGCCUGGGAAAGACUAAAGGCCGGACACACAUCUCCAUUGACCCGGAAGUGAUCCGGAGACUGAGGGAGUUCUACAGGCCGCACAACCAGCGGUUCUACCAGAUGACUGGCCAGAACUUUGGAUGGCAA